Carica papaya (papaya) is the source of this 1352-nucleotide messenger RNA. RefSeq names its product P-loop containing nucleoside triphosphate hydrolases superfamily protein. The record is from RefSeq and is a predicted model, not a curated record. NCBI's taxonomy places the organism in Eukaryota, Viridiplantae, Streptophyta, Magnoliopsida, Brassicales, Caricaceae. Gene Ontology annotation, biological process: mitochondrial translation. Gene Ontology annotation, molecular function: GTP binding; GTPase activity. Gene Ontology annotation, cellular component: mitochondrion.
GGUAAUUAUAGAGUUUAAACUGGACUACCAACAAAACAAAACCCCUAAACCCUUUCUUCUUUCCCCUUCGCCAUUUCUGCUCACGCAGACUUCGCCGAAACGGAGGAGUGAGAAGGGAAUUCAAGAAUUAUAAUGGAAGUGGGACUGAAGAGGCUGGUGAAGAAAGGAAUCGGAGAAAUGGGAUUUACGAAGGAAGGCGGAGCAAUCAACUGGUUUCCCGGCCACAUGGCUUCCGCCACCCGCGCCAUUCGCGAGCGCCUCAAGCUCUCUGACCUAGUGAUCGAAGUCCGAGACGCUCGUAUCCCUCUGUCGUCUGCAAAUGAAGACCUGCAGCCUCAGCUCUCUGCCAAAAGGCGUGUAAUUGCUCUCAACAAGAAAGAUUUGGCUAACCCUAACAUCCUCAAUAAAUGGGUUCGUUAUUAUGACUCUUGCAAACAGGAUUGCAUUUCCAUAAACGCGCAUAGCAGGAGUUCUGUAAGGAAGCUUCUUGACCUUGUGGAGUUCAAACUUAAGGAAGUGAUAACAAGAGAGCCUACUCUUCUUGUUAUGGUGGUUGGCGUCCCUAAUGUUGGGAAAUCAGCUUUAAUCAAUUCAAUACAUCAAACAGCAUUAUCCCGCCUUCCUGUGCAGGAGAAGAUGAAAAAGGCUACAGUGGGUCCAUUGCCUGGUGUAACAAAAGAUAUUUCUGGAUUUAAGAUUGCCCAUCAACCUAGCAUAUAUGUUCUAGACAGUCCUGGUGUGUUGGUUCCAAGUAUCCCAGAUGCGGAGACUGGAUUGAAGCUUGCUCUUGCAGGCUCUGUGAAAGAUUCUGUGGUUGGUGAGGAGCGUAUUGCUCAGUACUUACUAGCAGUUUUGAAUAUUCGAGGCACUCCCCUUCACUGGAAGCACUUAAAUGACAGGGUAGAACAGGCUUGUCGUGAUUCUGAGGACAAACAUGAGUAUAAUCUAAAGGAUCUGCGACCUAAAAAGAGAAAUCCGCCUAAUCUGUCUGACAUGCUAUACAUUGAGGAUCUUGUUUCACAAGUUCAACGAGCGCUAUACAUAAGCCUGUCAGAAUUCAGUGGCAAUGUUGAAGAUGAGAAUGACUUGGCAUGCCUGAUAGAGCUGCAAUUUGAGGUUUUGCAGAAGGCACUAAAGAUACCUCAGAAGGCAUCGGAAGCUCGAUUAAUGGUAUCAAAGAAGUUCCUUACAUUGUUUAGAACGGGUAAGCUUGGUCCUUUCGUUCUUGAUGAUGUCCCUGGUACUAACUCACAGGGAUAGUCUUUUCAGUUUUCUGUUUUCUUAAUUUCAUAUUCUCUCAUGUAAAUAUAUCCUUUCAGAUGGAAAACUGAGAGAUCUCAUAUUAUUAUUAU